This is a messenger RNA of Ictalurus furcatus (blue catfish), 1117 nucleotides long. Its product is annotated as troponin C, slow skeletal and cardiac muscles. The transcript has 7 exons. Gene Ontology annotation, molecular function: calcium ion binding. The coding region runs from base 1 to 645 and encodes 214 amino acids. NCBI's taxonomy places the organism in Eukaryota, Metazoa, Chordata, Actinopteri, Siluriformes, Ictaluridae. The record is from RefSeq and is a predicted model, not a curated record. Gene Ontology annotation, cellular component: myosin II complex.
AUGAUGUUAGUGCUGUUUUUAACAGAGACUUUAACAGAGACAGCGCAGGAUAUACGUGCAGUACAACACGUACAGCGCAGGAUAUACGUGCAGUACAACACGCACAGCGCAGGAUAUACGUACAGUACAACAUGCACAGCGCAGGAUAUACGUACAGUACAACACGCACAGCGCAGGAUAUACGUGGAGCAGCUCACUGAAGAACAGAAAAAUGAGUUUAAGGCAGCGUUCGAGGUGUUUGUUCAGGACGCAGAAGAUGGCUGUAUCAGCACUAAAGAGCUGGGGAAAGUGAUAGGGAUGUUGGGUCAGAACCCCACGCCUCAGGAGCUGCAGGAGAUGAUCGACGAAGUCGACGAAGACAGCAGUGGCACUGUGGACUUUGAUGAGUUUUUGGUGAUGAUGGUCAGAUGUAUGAAGGACGACAGCAGAGCGAAAUCAGAGGAGGAGCUGGCCGAUCUCUUCAGGAUGUUCGACAGAAACAGAGACGGAUAUAUCGAUACAGAGGAACUGCGUGAGAUGCUGAAAGCUACAGGAGAGAUGAUCACUGAAGACGACGUGGAGGAACUGAUGAAGGACGGAGACAGAAACAACGACGGGAAGAUCGAUUACGACGAGUUUCUGGAGUUCAUGAAGGGAGUCGAAUAAACCACGACACUCUGACUGUUCUGUAGCCGAGAGUUAAUGGAGUUAGUGGUUUUAAUGGUGUUAGUGGAGUUAAUGGUGGUGGUGUUAAUGCUCAUGUGAAGUCACUGAUUUUAAAUAAUGCCUGUUCAUUUGCAGACAUUGGGGAAAAUUUUAUAUUUAAUAUCAAAUAAAGUUCUGAUUAUGAAAGAAUGUACAGGGAAAAGAUUUUGUACAUGAUAAUUGGACUGUGAUUAUUAUUAUUAACCGUUAUUAAUGAUCAAACUAUUGUUAUUGUUAAACAUACGCAAAUGCUACAAAUCCUUACUUUUUACCCUACCACUAUAAAGUAUGGAGUAACACAUUGCGGGCCAUGCAGCUAAAGGAAAACAAUCCACAGCGUGGUGGUGUAACAGCCUGAAGUGUAGCGGAGGUACUGUCACCAGCCUGGAGUUGAUUAAUUUCCUCUAACAGCAUGUUUUAUUCCUCUUUCACC